This is a messenger RNA of Telopea speciosissima, 690 nucleotides long. Its product is annotated as universal stress protein PHOS34. The transcript is spliced from 2 exons. NCBI's taxonomy places the organism in Eukaryota, Viridiplantae, Streptophyta, Magnoliopsida, Proteales, Proteaceae. The record is from RefSeq and is a predicted model, not a curated record. The coding region runs from base 25 to 627 and encodes 200 amino acids.
GUGGUGGCCCGUCAUCACCUUGUGAUGGAAGUGCCAUCUUCGGGGGCACCGAAAAAGGUGAUGGUUAUCGCCGACCCAACGCGUGAGUCGGCGAUUGCACUUCAAUGGGCUCUUUCUCAUGCAGUGCUUGAGAAAGAUGAGCUUUUCCUCCUACAUGUAGAACAACCAGUUUCAUGGCGUGCCACAUUCUCUACCUUCCUUAGAAAACCUUCGUCGCCAGUUAUCAUGUCCACCGCCAGCAACUCUUCAUUGGAAGCCAAUAUUGUUGGGGGAGAUACUGAUUUUCUUGAUGUAAUGAAGCAUGCAUCUGAGGUUGCUCAACCCAAAGUUAAGGUUCAUAUAGAGAGGAUUGAAAUUGAUGGAAAGGAUAAGGCCUCUACCAUUCUCAUGAAGAGUAGAAUGCUUUCCAUUGACAUCCUUGCCAUUGGCCAGCGUCGUAGUCUCUCCAAUGCCAUAUUAGGAUGUAGACGGAGUGGAGGGUCUACAAGAGGGACAAGAGGGAUAGAUACAGCAGAGUAUUUGAUUGAGCACAGUAAGUGCACAUGCGUUGGAGUUCAGAAGAAGGGCCAAAAUGGAGGAUAUCUUCUUAACUCCAAGAAACACAGAAAUUUCUGGCUUCUUGCAUAGUACAUAAAUGAUCAAUUAAUUCGGUUUGAGAGCUCUCUAUGACACUGGGUUUCUGCCAUGGUU